AUGGCCACUGCAACACACCUUGAGACGCUGAACGAUCGCAACCCGCCCGACCCGCCCGGUCGCGAUGCCGACUCGGACAACAAAGACGCGGGCAGCGAGGCAGCUCUGCCCGCAGAGCUGAUCUCGGCCGGCUCGCAGCACCUGCAUCGCAGACUCGGUGGCAAGGAGAUCCAGCUCUUUGCAGUUGGAGGUGCCAUUGGGACCUCUCUAUUUGUCCAGAUGGGUGCAUCGCUACCCAAGGGGGGCCCAGCCGGGCUAUUCCUGGGGUUCGUAAUCUAUGGAAGCAUCAUUGUUGCCGUCAACCAGUGUUUUGCGGAAAUGGUUACAUAUCUUCCCAUUGCGUCGCCGUUCGUGCGCCUUGCCGGCUUCUGGGUCGAUGAUGCACUGAGUUUUGCCAUGGGAUGGAACUACUUUUUCCUCAUGGCCUUCAAUAUUCCUUACGAGAUCACGGCCAUCCACGUGUUGCUCACGUACUGGACUGACAAGAUCCCCGUCGCGGCGGUGGUCGUGGUGUGUUUGGCCAUCUUUGCGGUCCUCAAUGGCCUCGCCGUGCGAUGGUUCGGGACAUCAGAGUUUUACAUGUCGAUAUUUAAGAUCUUUCUCAUGGUUGGCCUUAUGAUGUAUACCUUCGUCACCAUGGUGGGAGGAAACCCACGCCAUGAUGCUUACGGGUUUCGCUACUGGAACAAUCCCGGCGCCUUUGUCGAACACCUCGUGCCUGGGGACACGGGUCGGUUCCUUGGCCUACUUUCUUGCAUGAUACAAGGAUCGUUCACGAUGGUUGGGCCUGAGUUCAUUGCCAUGGCUGCUGCCGAGGCGGAGAACCCACGCAGGCUUAUGAAGAAGGCAUAUGCGUCAUUCGUUUGGCGCCUCAUGUUCUUCUUCAUCGGCGGAGCCCUCUGUGUCGCCAUUGUAAUCCCAUACAACGAUGAGAUGUUGGCAGGCUUCAUCGACGGGGACAAGGAGGGAAGCGGCACGGGUGCUGCGUCUCCGUAUGUCAUUUCCAUGGUGCACUUUGGCAUCAAAGGAGUUCCGGAUCUCGUCAACGCGCUGAUCAUGACAUCCGUCCUAUCGGCGGGAAACAAUGUCGUAUUCUCAGCCGCCCGAGUCUUACACGGCAUGGCCCUUGACGGGAAAGCCCCAUCCUUCUUUGCUAAGUGCACGAAGUUUGGAGUUCCCCUGUAUGCCGUCAUCGCUGCGUUGGCCUUCUGCCUGCUCUCACUGCUGCAGCUCAGCAAAUCCUCAGCCGAUGUCCUCAACUGGCUCGUGGGCAUCUGUACAGCGUCAUAUCUGCUCAACUACUUCGGGACGGUCAUCACGUACCUCCACUUCUAUUCCGCGCUCAAGCGACAGGGCAUCGAUCGCAAGACUCUUCCGUACCGGGGCUACCUGCAACCCUACGCGGCCUGGUACGCCCUAUGCGCAACAUUUGUCAUGAUGUUAGUGCUUGGAUACAACGUCUUUAUUGAUGGGGGAUGGAAUGUUACGACUUUUUUCACGAGCUACACAAUGGUCGGCCUGUUCCCUGCGGCUUUUGUUUUCUGGAAGGUCGUGCGGCGAACAUCCUACGUCCGCCCGGGCACUGCAGAUCUCCAACUUGGCUCAACCAAGAGUGACAUCGACCUGUACGAGGCUCUAUAUGAGAAGCCAAAGCGUGGCAAGGUAUCGGGGUAUCUCAACAGCUUCUUCGAGUAG
Purpureocillium takamizusanense is the source of this 1695-nucleotide messenger RNA. RefSeq lists its product as uncharacterized. Gene Ontology annotation, molecular function: amino acid transmembrane transporter activity. The record is from RefSeq and is a predicted model, not a curated record. Gene Ontology annotation, cellular component: membrane. The transcript is spliced from 8 exons. NCBI's taxonomy places the organism in Eukaryota, Fungi, Ascomycota, Sordariomycetes, Hypocreales, Ophiocordycipitaceae. Bases 1 to 1695 code for a protein of 564 amino acids. Gene Ontology annotation, biological process: amino acid transmembrane transport.